AUGAACAAAUUCAUAGUGCUUCUGGUUCUUUGCCUCGUCGCUCUUGUUUCCGUUCAAGCUCAACGCCGUGAGAAGGUCGAACGAGUUCCAAUGUCCUUCCGUGGAGACGUGUGCGACAAGGUCUGCAGCAAACGUGAUGGCUGGGAGCGAUGCGAAAAGGAAAAGAAACGCGGUGACUGGGAGGUGACAUGCACUGAUACCGGCUCAGGACGAGGAGGAAAAGGAGGAAAACGUGGCGGCCGUGAUUGA
Messenger RNA from Ostertagia ostertagi, 249 nucleotides. The record is from the annotation of a GenBank genome assembly. Lineage: Eukaryota; Metazoa; Nematoda; Chromadorea; Rhabditida; Trichostrongylidae.